AUGGCGGAGGAGGAGAGGCAAAUCAUACAUAGAGAGCUUAAUCAGACGCCGACUUGGGCUGUUGCUGCCGUCUGCACUUUCUUCAUCGUUGUCUCUGUUCUUCUGGAGAAACUGAUUCAUAAAGCUGGAACGUAUCUAUGGGACCGGCACAAGAAAGCCCUUCUCGAUGCCUUGGAGAAGAUCAAAUCAGAGCUGAUGGUUCUUGGAUUCAUCUCUUUGCUUCUGACAUUUGGACAAAGCUACAUUUUGAAGAUUUGUAUCCCUUCAGAUGUUGCUCGUACGAUGCUCCCAUGCCCUGUUCCUGGGCCCCUUAAAGAGGAGGAAGAUGAGAAAGGGGAAGUUGCACAUCCUCAUAUUCUUCUUAGCCAUUUUCCACGUUUUGUACAGCUUCUUAACCAUGAUGCUUGGGAGAUUCGCGGAUGGAAGCAAUGGGAGACUGAGACAUCAUCCCACGAUUACGAGUUUUCAGUAGAUACUUCCAGAUUUAGGCUAACUCAUGAAACCUCUUUCGUAAGAGCACACACUAGUUUCUGGACUCGGAUCCCAAUCUUUUUCUAUAUUGGAUGUUUCUUUAGACAGUUUUUCAGAUCGGUUGGGAGAACUGACUAUUUGACAUUGCGGAAUGGAUUCAUCGCUCCCGGUCCUGUGGGCAUCUUUUGUGAUAUUUCUACUCCUAAAUGCUUCAAGGCAUUAUACUUCGGUACUGCACUUCCGGUUAUUAUCAUUUUAGCUGUGGGGACAAAGCUUCAAGCGAUUAUGACGAGGAUGGCUCUCGGUAUCACCGAUAAACACGCGGUGGUUCAAGGGAUGCCUCUUGUGCAAGGCAACGAUGAGUAUUUCUGGUUCCGUCGUCCUCAAUUGAUUCUCCAUCUCAUCCAUUUCGCAUUGUUUCAGAACGCUUUUCAGAUCACUUAUUUCUUCUGGAUAUGGUACUCCUUUGGUAAAAACUCAUGCUACCAUCCUAACUUCAAGAUCGCCCUUGUAAAAGUAGCGAUUGCUGCAGGAGUGCUAUGCCUUUGCAGCUACAUCACACUCCCUCUUUACGCACUCGUUACUCAGAUGGGUUCACGGAUGAAGCAAUCGAUAUUCGAUGAGCAGACAUCGAAGGCGCUCAAGAAAUGGAGAAACGCGGUGAAGAAGAAGAGAGGCGGGAAAGCUAGCACAACCACCAGGAGACUAGGUGGAGAUGGAAGCGUGAGCCCUACGGGAUCAACGGUUAGGUCUUCUUUGUCCGUACGGUCACUGCAGCGUUAUAAGACCACGGGGCAUUCGAUGAGAUACGAAGGGCUUGAGCCUGAGACAUCGGAUCUCGACACAGACAACGAAGCUUUGACUCCUCCCAUGUCACCAAGCGUCGAGCUUGCUGUGAAGGUUGAACCGAAUAAGCUAGAGACAAAGACCGGUGAGACUAGCCGUGGCAGUGAAAAUGAUUCUAAAGAGUUCUCUUUUACCAAGCCUGCACCGAGUAAAUCAUCACAAGACCGGUGA
Thlaspi arvense is the source of this 1488-nucleotide messenger RNA. Lineage: Eukaryota; Viridiplantae; Streptophyta; Magnoliopsida; Brassicales; Brassicaceae. The record is from the annotation of a GenBank genome assembly.